AUGAGACGUUCAAGAAAUGGCCGCCUAUCGGCCUAUAUGAAACGUUUUCUUCGAAUCCACACAAAAUCCUAACCCAUACAUACAUACAAAGUUUCUGGCUUUUCCGUACCUUGUACUCCAUUAUUCCUUCCCCCCACAAUUUUCUUCUUUUUCAUCCAAAUUUCCUACCAGAAUACACGCACAUAUAAUCUAUACAUACACACAAUUUUCUCGCUUUUCAACUCCCAGUAACUUUAGCCGCAGCCAAAGCUAAUUUUGCACUGCUUUUUCAGAAACCUGCACUGAGCUUAAACGGAAGGCUAAAAUACUUUCAAACAAACAAGGUUGAUUCUAGCACUUUCGAACUUUUAAUAAGGAAGUUGACAAUUCUGCUGAGAGAUAAGAAUGUAUGAACCGGAAUCAGAUUCUGCUAGUGGGGUUCUUAGGUUCCUUGGCAUGGAUGAACUUUUCAGUUGUAAUGGUUAUGGUGAUAGUAGUCAGCAUGCUGUUGAAAUCUGUCAUGAACAUUAUGCCAGAGAAAGUUACAAUGACACAUUGUAUGGCGGAACUGAUAAUGAUGAGGUUAUUGCACAUGCUCUCCAAGAAGAAUUGUCAGAGUUGUCAGUUACAGAAGCUGCUGAGCCUUCACAUAGGGAUACAUAUGUACAAGCCUCGACUGAUGUCCAACCUUGGUCUAGCCCAUCAAGAAAUUAUUACACUGGCCAUAGUGGUGUGUCGGAUGCCAUUGAUGAUAUGGGAUCUUCAAGCUCUUGCUCUAGUCCUGGAGAUAGAUCGUGUGAUGGGGACGAGGUUACACAUACAUUAGAAAUAAUGGAUGAGUCAGAGACUGAUGGAGAAGUUGCCAGGCGAUUGAACCAAAUGACUGCUCUAAAACACAUCCCUCGAAUAAAUAGAGAUAUACCGUCGGUAGAUGAAGCAACUUCUGAUCAUGAAAGGCUACUAAUUAGAUUACUGCAAAAUGGUCUGGUUGAGCACAAAGUUGAAGGGGAUGGCAACUGUCAGUUCCGUGCUUUAUCAGAUCAAUUCUAUCGUUCACCCGAGCAUCACAAGUUUGUCAGACAGGAAGUUGUUAAUCAGCUUAGAAGUCACCCGGAGACGUACGAGGGAUAUGUUCCCAUGGCAUAUGAUGACUACUUGACGAGGAUGUCAAAGAGUGGGGAGUGGGGUGAUCAUGUUACAUUGCAGGCUGCUGCAGACUCGUAUGGUGUAAAAAUUCUUGUCAUAACAUCAUUUAAGGACACCUGUUACCUCGAGAUUCUUCCAAAGAUACAGAAAUCAAAAAGAGUUAUUCACUUAAGCUUCUGGGCGGAGGUGCAUUACAACUCCAUCUAUCCUGAAGGAGAGUCACCUCCGAGAGAUGUGAAGAAGAAGAAGAAGAAUUGGUGGAGUUUUGGAAACAAGCAUUAGUAACAUUACAUCUUCUUUCUGGGGAAAAUUUACACAUACUUUCUGCAGCAAUUGAUUUCAGUAGUAAAGAAUAAGGUACCAAAGAAGAAUAACUGAAUAAGAAAAAGAAGAAAAGUAAGUUUACUCAUGCAAUGUACGGAUAAAAUAAACAAUUAA
This is a messenger RNA of Ipomoea nil (Japanese morning glory), 1563 nucleotides long. RefSeq names its product OTU domain-containing protein 3-like. Gene Ontology annotation, molecular function: cysteine-type deubiquitinase activity. The record is from RefSeq and is a predicted model, not a curated record. The transcript is spliced from 11 exons. Gene Ontology annotation, biological process: protein deubiquitination. Lineage: Eukaryota; Viridiplantae; Streptophyta; Magnoliopsida; Solanales; Convolvulaceae. The coding region runs from base 385 to 1407 and encodes 340 amino acids.